AUGCCUCGGCGUCGGAAGAGCAAGCGCCAGGGCCGCCAGACACAGCAGCAGGCCCAGGGUGAGACCCAGAGUCGUGGGCAUGCUCAGGCCACCGCAGCAGCAGCAGCAGCAGAGCCCACUCCCUCCUCGUUUCCUCAGUGUGAAGAUCUUCUCCAGAGUCUGCCUGAUGUUGAGCCACGUAGCACUGGCCAGCAGCCUCAGGAAGCACCACCUGGCGCCACGGCAUCUACUCACACUACAUCUGAUGAAGCUUCCGACGACGAAGAUCAGGAUAUGCCAAGGACUGCUGAGGUUCCACUCAAAACUGAAGGCUCACACAAAGGUUAUUUAGUCAGGAACGUUAUUGACCUGUUGGAGCACUUCCUUGUGCACAGGUAUAAACUGAAGCAGCCCAUGCUGAAGGAAGACAUGCUGAAGAUUAUUGGUGAAGAGUAUGAAUACCAAUUUCCUGAGAUCCUCAAGAAAACUGCUAAGCGCAUUGAGAGCCUCUUUGCUGUUGACUUGAAGGAAGGUGACUCACCCAGACGAUCGUAUGACUUGGUCAGCAAAUUGAAGCUCCCCAACAAUGGGAGGGUGCGUCCUGGCAGGGGCUUUCCAAAGACUGGUCUCGUGAUGCGUGUUCUAGGUAUCAUCCUCUUGCAGGACAACUGUGCUACUGAGGAAGACAUGUGGAAACACCUGAGGGGGAUGAGUAUAUAUCCUGGGAGGAGGCACUUCUUCUACGGGGAACCCAGGAAGCUCAUCACCCAAACUUUGGUGAGACUCAAGUACCUGGAGUGCCGCCAGGUGCCUGGCAGUGAUCCCCCUCGCUGUGAGUUUCUGUGGGGCCCCAAAGCCCACGCUGAAACCAGCAGGAUGAAAAUCCUGGAAUUUAUAGCGAACACCGAGAAAGAAAUUCCCAGUGCCUUCCCAUCCUUUUGUGAAGAAGCUGUGCAAGAUGAGGAAGAAAAAGCCCAAGUCAGAGCUGCAGCCAACCUUGGCACCACUGGCCAUGCCCAGAAGGGUCUCCCCACCUCUACUGAAGUCUGA
Manis javanica (Malayan pangolin) is the source of this 1029-nucleotide messenger RNA. The record is from RefSeq and is a predicted model, not a curated record. Lineage: Eukaryota; Metazoa; Chordata; Mammalia; Pholidota; Manidae.